AUGGAAGAUUACGAAUUAUUCAAUGUAAAUCCAGUUAGGAGUCCUCCACUUACUCUUUCUGAGAGCUUCAGCGUGCAUAACUACCAAUUUAAUGAACAGUUUAUGUUAGGGGCAGCAGCUCAAAAAAAAUUACUACCCAUAAGAAUAAACACAUCGAAAGGAAAGUUAACAAUUCUGAAUCAGUUAGCAGAUAGAUCGGUUAUCAAUAAAACCUAUGCACCAAAAGAAAAAGUGGCCUCGAAUAAAAAAGAUACUUUAGAUGACCCUGACAUUGACAUAUUAUUUUCAGAUGCAGAAUCAGAAGGGAGCUUGCCAACUAUACCGACGGAUGGGAAAGUUGUACUAGAUACAAUAGUUAUCUUGCAUAGCAGCAUUGAGCUAAGUGGUACCGCUAAAUAUCACCAUUGGCAUACGAAAAUUACUGAUUGUAAGACUAUACGUCAUGAUGAACCAAAAUUUAUAGAUGAUACAAUUUUAAUAACUACUGCAGACAAUAUGUUAUUUUCAAUUGUAUUUAAUGAGAAGCUGGAGCCCAGAAUAGUUCAUUGGUGGAUUCUCACAAGUCAGAAAAGAGCUGGUUCCUGGGAGAUAAUUCUACAUCCUGAUAGAAAACAUUUUUUAUUGUAUGAUAGAGAACAUGGAGUAAUUAAGUUUUUCGGUUUACAACAUGAAUGUCCCUAUUAUUUUGACCUAACUCGAAAUAUGAAUUUAAUUAACACCAUAAUUUCAUGCUGUUCGUAUUUUAUUUCGAAAACCGAGGUUUUGUUGUUCAUUACAGGAAUUAGGUCAUCUAGAGUAUUUUACUGUGUGCUAACCUGGCCGAUGAGUUCUGAGGAGAAACCUGAAGUACAUCAAUUUGCUGUUCCAGAUGGUAAAUUGGUUCAAAAUGUUAUUCCUUUUAACAAUAAUUAUUGUUUGUGUGUUAAAACUAAUUCUGUGGACGUAUUGUCCGCUCAUCAACUAUUAAUAUCUGACGGCCACGGCUCAUCGGUAUGUGAAAGAAGUGUCUUAAGUGACAUUACUCAUUUUGAACAUGACGAGCUAUUGUUGGAAAAGCUCAAGUCCCUAGAUUAUGAAAAAUAUCACCGCUACACUCGUUCUAUUUUGUUUUCAACCACUCACAGUAGUAUUUGUGUUAUUCUAGCGGACGACCAGGGAGCUGCUCAGUUUUAUGGCUUAACAAGAUUUAAGGGCCUCAGAGGUUUUACUUUACUUUCGGUUCAAGAUACUGAUCCUGCAAACUACAAGUUACAAAUCAUUAGUUUUGAUAAAGUAUUUGAGAUAAUCCUGAAUAUAUCUGACUUGAAAUGUCUAGUACAAGAUUCUGAUAUCGAGUCUAUGUCGAAUGUAUUGGCUCGAUAUACAAAGGACGCAAGCUUUGCAAAUGCUGACCAAUUAAUAUCAUUUUCAGCCAAAAUGCCAAUUACACAUGAACACAAUGGGAUUGAACUUUGGUCCUGUGGUCCAUCAUCCUUGUCAAGCAUUUCGACUAAUGGUUACGUUGAACAUUAUAGAAGCAUUUUAAAGAUAAGUCAAUUCCAAUUUUUCAGCAGACUUUUUGUAUUGCCUAUUGCCACUUUACCUGGUUCCCUCCGCCUAAAAAUGUCUAUGGAUGAUCAAGAAAGCGAUGGAUACCUCGUUGUUGCAUCUGAUUCUAAUACAGUGUCCAAGGCAUUUUUAUUAUAUUUCAACACGGUAGAAAAUAUAGAAUGUGAUGAGGUAGAAGACAUUUUAAGUUUUCACAAUGUUCCUACAGUUCACUAUUCUGUUACAGAGGAAUUUUUCGUACAGAUUACUACGGAGAAGAUGUGUUUACAGUCAUUUAAAAAUGAAGCCGAUACAUGGGGAUAUAAUUUACCCUACAAAGCAGAUGGAGCAACAAGUAGCGGUUCACAGGUACUAAUAUGGUCUGGUUCAAAUUUAAUAUAUUUCCAAGAUAUAAACCUUAGGGAUAAGUCUUUGAAAGUUGGAAGCGUUGGUAAUGCAACAAUAGUGCACCGUAUAGAGAAAGCCUUUUUUAAUGAAGAAGGCUCCGAAAUAUAUCUGAUAAUAAACCAUAAAAUUUUGGUAUGUGCCAUUGAUGUGAAAGCUGAAGAAAUCAACGUUCUACGAGAUGUUGAACUGGGUUCUUUGUUAUUUGAUGCGGUUCUGGUUGGUUAUAAUGAAAUAAUCUGCUCAACUAUUCCCGGUGCAGCAAAUGCUGGUGUGUCUUCGAUCUGUAAACCAUUUGAUAUUACUGCUGGUUUUAAUAAUUUAACAGGAUAUUAUAACAUUGAGUAUCUAGGACAUGGAACCUGUAUGUUUUAUAAUCCACAUAGUAUUUUCCUGUAUGAUUUAUUCCGGAGGGAACGAAUUCCUGUAAAAUUGGCAGAUUGGAAGAGAAAUAACAAAAUCAUAGCGAUCAAACGAUUGGCUGAUCGUUUUGCGAUUCUAUUUGGAGAUGGCUUAAGAGUAUAUGAAAAUGCUUAUCGAUCUUUCACUACGUCAAACAUUGUUCUAAGUUCUACAAGUUGUACCAAAAAAUUUCUAUAUCUUGACAAGAUCAGCCGAUUACUUGUGGCAAACUGUAACAAGAAAACACUCGAGUGCAUUAAACUGGAAAAUGGUAGGCGAAGUAUUCUGUACACUGGUAGGAUUUUUUCAGACGUAGAUCUGCUGUUAGAUGUUCAAGAAUUAAUUUUAGAUGAACUGCAUCGUCCAAAUCUUCAAAUCAAUAACAAGGAUCAUAUAAUAUUAGCUUGCAGCUGUAAAAGGAAACUCGUUGAUUCGAGAGGUGGAAAGAAUGUCAUUAAAAUACUUCUGAUAGUUCCAAAUCCGGGCAGGUUGGUUAUAACACAUUUAGUUUCCCUAGAGUUGGAGUCCAUCGGCUGUAACGGUAAGAUUAAAUCUGUGAGUGAUUGUUCAUUCUGGGUUUCUAUUGAGGACUCAAUAGCAAAGUACCAGCUGGUAAGAACACCAAAUGGUUCUAAAGAUCCGUUUACUGUUGAACGAAAAUACUCUUGGGAAGUAUCCUCAACAAAAUCGUUCGAUGCCGAUGACUUCAUGGUAGCAAAUGUAACUGUCGAUGGUCAAAUAAGCAUCCUGACGUUCCAAACCAAUACUACGUAUAUUCAAGACAACCAGGAAAAUACCCGCAAACACACUUCAGUAUACAUUACAAAAGAUGGCUCCGUAAUAGCAUACGUAGAGCCACUCAAUCACAGCAACAAUCUGGUAACCGGUGCAUUAGUUUUAUAUCUUCCACGCGAAAAUGGCUUUCGGCAACUUAUUGCAGACGCUAAAAUACUGUUGAAGAAAAUCGUAAAAUCUUUACACAUAACAUCCAAAAACGAUAUCUACUUACUUAAUGUUGACGGUACUAUAACUGCUUUUAAAAUCACAAAAUCCCACAAUAUCCACAAUGCAGAUCUGAUUUUGGCCGAUGAUGACAGCUCUACUUAUGAAUUCUCUGGUCCGCCAAACAUACACUUAUUAACCAGAUCCACUACCUCCAUCACUAACAAUAUUGGAAUGUGGGAUCUCUCAUUCACACCUACUGAUUAA
Molecule: messenger RNA, 3543 nt
Organism: Eremothecium cymbalariae DBVPG#7215
Lineage: Eukaryota; Fungi; Ascomycota; Saccharomycetes; Saccharomycetales; Saccharomycetaceae
Gene: MMS1
Product: Mms1p
Exons: 1
Coding region: 1-3543 (1180 amino acids)
Source: RefSeq, a predicted model, not a curated record